Messenger RNA from Aspergillus candidus, 1474 nucleotides. RefSeq names its product putative short chain dehydrogenase. The coding region runs from base 214 to 1080 and encodes 288 amino acids. The record is from RefSeq and is a predicted model, not a curated record. The transcript has 2 exons. Gene Ontology annotation, cellular component: intracellular anatomical structure. NCBI's taxonomy places the organism in Eukaryota, Fungi, Ascomycota, Eurotiomycetes, Eurotiales, Aspergillaceae. Gene Ontology annotation, molecular function: oxidoreductase activity, acting on NAD(P)H, oxygen as acceptor.
ACCAUCUUCCCUUCCAUGGCUCGCUCCACUAUUUAAGAUGUUCACGAUCCCCCUCAUUCCUGUCCAUUCAUUCUCAACUAUCCUUCUCUAUCUUUUACAUUAGGCUCACUUGUCUCUAACUCUGAUCGUGUCUUUUCUCAACCUUCACUCUCUCAGUCUUCUAUCCUUUGAUAUCUCUCAACUCCAUCUCCUUAACCUUCCUCAUUAUCCAAAAUGUCCGUCUCCAUUGAGACCACCGAGAUCCCUACUCCCGCUGCCCUCCCCAUCCAGACCCCGAGCCUUGGCUCCAAGUCAAGGAUGCCCGAGUUCAGCUUGGCUGGAAAGGUCGUCUUGGUCUCGGGUGCCGGCCGUGGCCUGGGUCUCGUCCAAGCUGAAGCUUUGCUGGAAGCCGGCGCCGUUGUGUACGCACUAGACCGUCUGGAGGAUCCUUCUCCCGAGUUUUCCAAAGUGCAAGAGCGCGCGGUCGAGGAGUUGAAUACCCGGUUCUACUACCGCCGCAUUGACGUCCGCGACGCAGAGCUGCUCAAUAGCACCGUCGAAGCCAUCGCCGACGCUGAGGGCCGCAUGGAUGGCCUAGUCGCCGCCGCUGGCAUUCAGCAGGAGACCUCCGCGCUCGAAUACACUGCCAAGGACUCCAACACCAUGUUCGAGGUCAACGUGACCGGGGUGCUCAUGACCGCGCAAGCAGUCGCCAAGCAGAUGAUCCGUUUUGGCAACGGCGGGAGCAUGGCCCUGAUUGCUAGCAUGAGCGGCACUGUUGCCAACAAGGGACUCAUCUGCCCCGCAUACAACGCCAGCAAAGCCGCCGUCCUCCAACUGAGCCGCAACCUCGCCAUGGAGUGGGGCCAGUACAACAUCCGCGUCAACACCAUCUCCCCGGGCUACAUCGUGACUGCCAUGGUCGAGAACCUAUUCGUCAAGUUCCCCGAGCGCCGCGACGAGUGGCCCAAGCAGAACAUGCUUGGUCGACUGUCCGCCCCCGAGGAGUACCGCGGCGCAGCGGUCUUCCUCAUCAGUGACGCCAGCUCCUUCAUGACUGGCAGUGAUCUCCGCAUGGACGGAGGUCACGCAGCCUGGUAGAGACUUUCUCUUCCAUCGUGACUUUCUUCUCUUUUCUCUAUCAUGAUUUGCUCCCUUCUUGAAGUAUCGGCUUUCAACGGCUAUCACCACCGUUUAUUUCUUCUCAGCGAUGAGUUGUCUAUUGCAUGGCGUUUUGUGGCGGACGAGCGAGCGAGCGUUUACGGAUUAACGGAUGACCCUAGCCAAUCAUGUAUACACAUCAUUGGCACAGCGUUACCAACCCCAUUGUCUUUUAUUUUACCUGAUUUAUCCACAUUUCUUCAGCGUCACGGGAGUCACAGGCUGGGUUACGUUAUUGGCGGGACACUACUAACUAGACUUGGCACAUACGAUUCUGUGAUUCUUUACAUUAGUUACUACAUAGGUACUUAUUUUUCUAAUGCAUGCAUAUAGU